AUGAACCACGUGACGGGACACUAUCGACGCAACGAGGACAAUCCCCAGAACCAGAACCAGAACGACGUCGAGGAGAUGGAAACCCAAGAAGUGACUACGAUGGAAUACAUCACGGAUAACGGCGCGGCCGAAAUGGACCAGAGCCAGAACGGCGAGAUCGUCGUCGGGCCGCAGCCUGACCCCAAUGCGAUCGUCCAGGAUGCCGAGAUGGAGGAGGACGAGGCCCGAGCCGAGGCGACCUUUCGCUUUACCGUUCACAAUUUUAGCAAAUUAAAGGACUCCGUGCUGUCGCCGCCGUGCUUCGUGCGAAACUUGCCGUGGAAAAUAAUGGUGAUGCCGCGCAACACUCACACGCAGGACACCAGAACGGACAGGUCUUCGCAGCGGUCGCUCGGCUUCUUCCUGCAAUGCAACGGCGAGAGCGAGUCGAGCUCUUGGUCCUGCUACGCCAUGGCCGAACUGAGGAUGCUGUCGGUCCGGCCGGACGUCGACAACUUCACCAGGAAGAUCCAGCAUCUGUUCUACUCGAAGGAAAACGAUUGGGGUUUCUCGCAUUUCAUGGCAUGGAACGACGUGCUGGACCCCGAAAAGGGCUACAUAAAGGACGACGCGAUCACGUUGGAGGUGCAAGUGGCCGCCGACGCGCCGCACGGCGUAUCGUGGGAUAGCAAAAAACACACUGGAUACGUCGGUUUGAAAAACCAAGGCGCCACUUGUUACAUGAAUUCGUUGCUGCAGACGCUUUACUUUACGAAUCAAUUGCGCAAGGCCGUGUAUAAGAUGCCGACGGAAUCGGACGAUUCCACCAAAUCGGUCGCGUUGGCCCUGCAACGGGUGUUUCACGAGUUGCAGUUUUGCGACAAGCCGGUGGGAACCAAAAAAUUGACGAAGAGCUUCGGUUGGGAAACGUUGGAUUCGUUUAUGCAACACGACGUUCAGGAAUUUUUGAGGGUGCUAUUAGACAAGUUAGAAAGCAAGAUGAAGGGUACGUGCGUGGAGGGAACGGUGCCGAAGUUGUUUGAAGGCAAAAUGAUUUCGUACAUAAGAUGUAAGAACGUCGAUUAUUCGAGCACCAGGUCCGAAACGUUUUACGACAUUCAAUUGAACAUUAAAGGAAAGAAAAAUAUUGACGAAUCUUUCAAAGAUUACAUAGCCAAAGAGACGUUGGACGGCGACAACAAAUACGACGCCGGCGAGCACGGUUUGCAGGAGGCCGAAAAGGGCGUGAUAUUCAAGGAGUUUCCGCCGGUGUUGCACUUGCACCUGAUGCGUUUCCAAUACGAUCCGGUGACGGAUAGCUCGGUGAAAUUCAACGAUCGCUUCGAAUUCUACGAGAAAAUAUCGUUGGACGCCUACCUGCAGGAUCGAGACCCCAGCAAUCCGGCGAAUUACACGUUGCACGCCGUUCUUGUACAUAGCGGUGAUAACCACGGCGGGCACUAUGUCGUUUUCAUUAAUCCCAAAGGCGACGGAAAAUGGUGUAAAUUCGACGACGACGUUGUAUCGAGGUGCACGAAACAGGAGGCUUUAGAGCACAAUUACGGCGGUCACGAUGACGAUAUGAAUAUGACGGUGAAACAUUGCACUAACGCUUACAUGUUGGUGUACAUCAGAGAUUCCGAAAUGCAUAAAGUACUACAAGAGGUAACCGAUGCCGAUAUACCGACGGAAUUGGCCGAUCGUUUGGCCGAAGAGAAGCGAAUGGAGCAGGUGCGUCGCAAGGAGCGCAACGAGGCGCACCUCUACAUGACGAUAAACGUGCUGUUGGAGGACGCCUUCGACGGCCACCAGGGCAACGAUUUGUACGAUCCCGAGCGGGCGCUGUUCAGGGUGUUCAAAAUCAAAAAGACGGCCACCGUCGCCGAAAUGAUGGAGAUGCUGGCGGACGCGUUCAAAUACCCGCCGGAACAGAUCAGGCCGUGGCCGUUUAGCCAAAGGUCGAAUCAAACGAUACGGCCCAGCGUAUUGGACUUUGAAUCCGAUUUGCACAAAUCGGUGAUCGACGCCGCCGAGAACGUGAAUCCGUGGAACGUGUUUUUGGAACUGUUGCCGCCCGAUUCCGGGCAAUCGACGUUGCCCAAUUUCGACAAGGAGGCCGACGUGUUGUUGUUCUUCAAAAUGUACGAUCCCAAGCAGAAGAAGAUCCACUAUUGCGGCCACAGUUACCUGCCCGUUACCAGUAAAUUGGUCGAUAUUAUACCGCUGUUGAACGAGCGCGCCGGAUUCCCGCCCGACACCGAGCUGCUUCUCUACGAGGAGAUUCGACCCAAUAUGAUCGAGAAGAUUACGAAUUUCAACGAUCCUUUGGAGAAGGUAUUAGAAGAAUUAAUGGACGGCGAUAUAAUAGUAUUCGAAAAGGAAGAACGCGAAGAACUGUCCGAUCUUCCGACGUGCGUCGAUUAUUUCCAGGACUUGUUUUGUCGCGUCGAAGUGACUUUCGUGGAUAAAUGCAUACCGAACGAUCAAGGUUUCACGAUGGAACUCUCCCAAAGGAUGACGUACGAUCAAUUCGCCCGAGCCGUCGCCCUCCGAGUGGGCACCGAUCCCUAUCUAUUGCAAUUUUUUAAAUGUCAGAGUUAUAAGGAUACUCCGGGCCAUCCGUUACGAUGCACCUUCGAAGGCACGCUCAAGGAACUGUUGGUGUUCUCCAAGCCGAAGGUGCCGAAGAAGAUAUUCUACCAGCAGCUGAGCAUUCGCGUGAACGAAUUGGAAAAUAAGAAACAAUUCAAGUGCGUCUACGUCGGACCUAAAAUGAAAGAGGAAAAGGAGCUCAUAUUGUAUCCGAAUAAAGGCGGUACGGUGGCCGAUUUGUUGGAGGAAGCGAAGAAACAAAUCGAAUUUGGCGAGGGAAGUACGGGAAAACUUAGGUUAACGGAAGUAACUAGUAGUAGGGUAUCUAUGGGGCCAAAAGAAGACACACCUCUCGAGCAACUAGGCAUAACGGCAACGAAGAUAUACAGGAUCGAAGAAAUACCUCAGGACGAAUUGCAUCUCACCGACGACGAAAUGUUGGUAUCUUGUGCCCAUUUUCACAAGGAAGUAUUUUCCACGUUCGGUAUUCCAUUCCUCAUUAAAUUGAAGCAGGGCGAAUCAUUCAACAAAGUAAAAGAACGAAUACAAAAACGAUUGGCUGUGCCGGACAAAGAAUGGGAAAAAUACAAAUUCGCUAUCGUGUCUAUGGGUAGACCGCAAACGAUUCAAGACGAUGAGUAUACAGUGAAUUUAACCGAUUUUAAACCCAUUCCUAAUCAAGCAGGUAGCCCGAAGCCUUGGUUAGGUUUAGAUCACGUGAAUAAAACUCCGAAGCGGUCGCGAUUCAACUACUUGGAGAAGGCCAUAAAAAUCUACAACUGA
Phyllotreta striolata is the source of this 3354-nucleotide messenger RNA. The record is from the annotation of a GenBank genome assembly. Lineage: Eukaryota; Metazoa; Arthropoda; Insecta; Coleoptera; Chrysomelidae.